AUGGUCAGGUCUGGCACAGGCUCUGAGGGGGCAGAGAGCCAGCACGAGGGCCACCUGCCCUGCCACCUCUCACUCAUGCCUGUCCUGGCUGGUCCUUCUCCAGAGCUCUCCUUGGUCCUACAGUGCACCACCCAGCUGGUGCUGGAGGCUGUUCAUCCGAAUAAUAGUUUGCGAGUAAGCCCACAGGCACAAUCUAGACGACCUCCUGAGGGAGGGGAGUUACUUAAGGUCGGUCCUUCAUUUGUGCAUUUCUUCCUUCAGCAAGGCUUCCCCAAGCCCUUUCCUGUGGGGUCCUGGGGGUACAGGAGCGCCCCUCCCAGCCAAGUGGGCAGAGCAGGUCUAGGUGCCGACGGUGCUGAUGCAGGGCGGCCAGGGCUGCGGUGGGGACGCCCAGGGCGGGAGGGACACACACCGCCUGCUCCCAGCCACCCGGCCUCCAGCACUGUGCCAGCUCCUCGCCCCACCCCACAUCCCCAGGCCAGCAAGCACCCCACCUGCAAGGAGCCCCGCCCCCAGCCAGCCUGGCGGCGUUGGCAUUCGUAUCCCGAGUAUGUAGGCCCCAUUUUGAGCGAGGAGCUGCCUUCCAGGAGCCGGGCUCCCACCGCCGUGCACGCAGGCCCCGGGCGGCCCGGCCCGCGCGCGCCCUUCAACCCCGCAGGUGCCCCCAGCAUGGCGGCGGCCGAGGUGCCCGGCUACCUUGUGUCCCCGCAGACGGAGAAGCACCGGCGGGCCCGCAACUGGACGGACGCGGAGAUGCGUGGCCUCAUGCUGGUCUGGGAGGAGUUCUUCGACGAGCUGAAGCAGACCAAGCGCAACGCCAAGGUGUACGAGAAGAUGGCCAGCAAGCUGCUGGAGAUGACCGGCGAGCGCCGGCUGGGUGAGGAGAUCAAGAUCAAGAUCACCAACAUGACCUUCCAGUACAGGAAAUUAAAAUGCAUGACAGAUAGCGAGUCCGUCCCGCCCGACUGGCCCUAUUACCUAGCCAUUGAUAGGAUUCUGGCCAAGGUCCCCGAGUCCUGUGAUGGCAAACUGCCGGACGGCCAGCAACCGGGGCCCUCCACGUCCCAGACCGAGGCGUCCCUGUCGCCGUCCGCUAAGUCCACCCCUCUGUACUCACCGUAUAACCAGUGCUCCUACGGAGGCCGCUUCCAGGACGAUGGCUCCUCCAGCUCCGACAGCUUACUGCCCCUUAAGUUCAGGUCGGAUGAGCGGCCCGUGAAGAAGCGCAAGGGGCAGGGCGGCCACCUGCAGAGGAAGAAGCUGCGGCUGCUGGAGGCGAUGCUGGAGGAGCAGCGGCGGCUGAGCCGCGCCCUGGAGGAGACGUGCCGCGAGGUGCGCCGCGUGCUGGACCAGCACAGCCUCCUGCAGGCACAGAGCCUGCAGCUGCAGGAGCGCAUGAUGAGCCUGCUGGAGAAGAUCAUCGCCAAGUCCGGCGUCUAG
Messenger RNA from Hippopotamus amphibius kiboko, 1440 nucleotides. RefSeq names its product Myb/SANT DNA binding domain containing 1 (gene MSANTD1). NCBI's taxonomy places the organism in Eukaryota, Metazoa, Chordata, Mammalia, Artiodactyla, Hippopotamidae. Gene Ontology annotation, cellular component: nuclear body. Gene Ontology annotation, biological process: positive regulation of DNA-templated transcription. The record is from RefSeq and is a predicted model, not a curated record.